This is a messenger RNA of Electrophorus electricus (electric eel), 6268 nucleotides long. It is a transcript of the gene ppp1r9alb, whose product is annotated as protein phosphatase 1 regulatory subunit 9A-like B. Gene Ontology annotation, biological process: calcium-mediated signaling; actin filament organization; neuron projection development. NCBI's taxonomy places the organism in Eukaryota, Metazoa, Chordata, Actinopteri, Gymnotiformes, Gymnotidae. The record is from RefSeq and is a predicted model, not a curated record. Gene Ontology annotation, cellular component: dendrite; actin cytoskeleton; postsynaptic density. Gene Ontology annotation, molecular function: actin filament binding.
AAAAAGGCAGGCGGCGGAGGGUGUGUGCGACAAGUUUCUAAUCGCUCGUUUGCGAUCAUUUAGGGAGUUCUUCUCCUGUUGCUAUGACUGCCGUUACGGUAACCGCAGCACAGUGCAGUGUGGCAUUCUUCAAGAACUCAGGCCAGCGUAAAUAGAGGCUUCACGAUCGCCUGCAUGGCAGGAGACGGCACCUGGACACCGCGGGGGGAUUUUAGCUGAGAUGUAUACUUUUUAAAUAUUUUUGUACUGGCCAAUUUGAUCAUUUUGAUUCUUCACCUCAAAAUGAUAAGGAGUGAGCCUAAAAGCGAUCGGGUGCUAAGAAGUGCUUCCCCUCAUAGAAAUGCAUACAAAUCAGACUUCCAUUCCAUCAAAUGCUCCUUUGAGGGCCUGUCGGUCCCUUAUUCCAAUGGAGGCAGUGAAAUGCGUGGCAGACCAUCUGGGAGCCGUGUGAACAAAAUCAAAAACAUCUUCCUUCAAAUGGACAGCCAGCAGCCACAGGACAUACCAAUUAUCAGUAAACCUGGAGUGGCUAAAUUCCCACGGGGCUCUACCUCACAUAGGCCUAGCAUGAGCAGUGUCUCCAGCGUGGAAUCCACCGGCCCAGAAGUCACGCGAAAGGCCGAGGACGUCUCGUUUGACAAAGUGGCGCUGGCUGAGAAGUUCUCCGUCACCAGGAAGAUGUUUGAGAGUGGCCUUAAAGAGCUAUCUCCAGCAGAGACGGCCAUGCCCAUCAGAGUCGCCAGCCGAGCGUCUGUCCACAGCGUUUCGGAGGAGGGGAGGAGCGUGCGGAAGCUGAUGGAAAAAUCGGACCAAAGUGGCAAGACUAGAAGCCAGCCCAAGGAAGACGAGGAGAGAAGGAGAAGCGAGUCUGAGACGGCAGCGCACAAGGCUGGGGUAAUGCUGAAGAAUGCAGGACCCAUGUCCAGGAGACUGGAGAGUUUCAUGUUAGACAGUGACAGUGAGUCUCUCUCUGGCCCAUCUAUGUCCCGCAGCCCAGGGAGUCAGUCCCAGCCACCAUCCACCCCACCCAGUGAGCGCUCGGAUCCACCUUCGUCCCCAGAGAGGAACAGUCCUCCUGCAUCGUACUUGCUGUGGCCCGAAAGCCUGUUGGCCCAGACAGACAUGCGUUCACAUGAGUUAAGCAGCUUAGAUUCACGUGGCGAUGUCCUGCACCCCCUCACUCCAGCGAACGGAGUCUGUGCGGAGGAGACCCCUCGUUUGAGUGGCUAUAGCGCUUCCCCCACAACUGACCAUGCCGACGAAUCUUCAGUAUCCGUUCUCUCGACGGAACCAACCGUCCUGUUUAAAAGUGAGAAGACCCACCGCUUGUCUCUGGGCAGUAGUCCUGGCUCUCCUGCUGGAGAUGGAACCAAGGGGUCUUUGGAGCAUGGUGUCCCCAAAGAGAAGCAGGGUGAAGGGGACGUUGCAGCUCCAGGGAUGGCCACGGUCAGAGCUGAGCUGGUGGUGGUUCACAAUGAAUCUUCAGAGAGUGAGGGCAAUGAGGAAGACCGCAUCGAGGAUGAUGUUUUUGAGGAAGUCACCAAUCGCAUUUCAGAAAGGGAGGACCAAGGCGUUCUCGAGGAAAGUCUUUCGGGGAGGAGUGUUGGGUCUGGGGAGGAGAAAAAGAAGGAGGGAACAGAAUUGACUCAGGACGUGGGAGACGAGGUUUUGAAAAGGAAGGAACAGAUAGCUGAGGAGAGAAGCAUACAGAAGGUGGUGGAGGAGGAGAAAGAACAGAAGGUGGAGGAUUUAGAUGACCAGAAAGACCUAGAGCAGGAGGAGCUGAGUUCGCUGACUGAAAUGAAAGAAUCUGAGCAAAAAGAGAAGCAGGUGGAGGAGCACACCAUGCAGGAUGAGGAAGAUGAUGGCACCCUGGAGGAGGUCACUGAAGCUUUAGAGGAUGAUUACGAUGAACGCGAGUUUGAAGAGAUGACCGUGGAAGAGGCACAACAGCAAGUCAAUGAAGGUCUGUCCGGGAAGAGAUCUUUGAUAUGUGGGAUUGAGAAUGCUGCUUUUGUUUAUGACCGGGAGAGUAAACCCGAUUUGGAAUGUCAGCAAAAGGGAGAGGACACUGAACCACUGCUGAACUGGUCCCAGGAAUAUGAGGAAUUGUCAGGCCUCUCUGAAGAGGAAAAUCCCAGCCCGAGAAGAAAGAUCAAGUUCUCCACUGCUCCUAUCAAGGUGUUUAGUACCUACUCCAAUAAUGAGUACGAUCGCAGGAAUGAUGAGGUGGAUCCUGUGGCCGCCUCUGCGGAGUACGAGCUGGAGAAGAGGGUGGAGAAGAUGGACAUCUUCCCAGUGGAUAUUCAAAAAGGCGAGGACGGCCUGGGAAUCAGCAUCAUUGGCAUGGGCGUUGGGGCUGACCAAGGCCUGGAGAAGCUUGGCAUCUUCGUCAAAACCAUCACAGAGAACGGCGCCGCCCAGCACGACGGCCGCAUUAAAGUUAAUGAUCAGAUAGUAGAGGUGGAUGGAACCAGUCUGGUAGGAGUCACCCAGAUGUUUGCUGCCACCGUACUGAAGAACACCAGAGGACUCGUGAAAUUUCUGAUUGGCCGGGAGAAGCCAGGUGCGGAGAGCGAAGUGGCUCGUCUGAUAUGUGAAACGUUGGAACAAGAGAAUUCUCAAAGCCAGGGCCACCAAGAAAGCCCAUCGCCCCAAACCCUGGGACCAGAGAAGAGCCCUCAGUCCGGGGACUCGGAGGGUGAAAAUCAGACGCCCCAAAACCCCUACCAGAGUGAAGACCAUGCACGGCACCUGGAGGAGCAGCGAAGUCCGCUGAUGCUGGCCGGUGCCGCGGAGGGCAAGAGCAGCGUCCAGGCGGGUACAGGAAAGGAGCAGGAGAGAGAAGGGGGCGUGGCCUUUGAGCUGACCCAGGAAGUGUUUGCCCAGCUGAAGAAUCAAGGUAUCGUAAUACCAGAGGAUGAGAGUCACGGAGGCCUGGACCAAAAGUUCAGAGAGCUCCAGAUGAGGCACAGUGUGACUGUAGCAGAACUCAAAGUGAUGAAGGACAAGCUACGAGUGUGCGAGGCUGACCGCCUGGCCUGGGAGGUCCGAGGAGCAGGCCUGGAGCAGAGCGUGGACGAGAGCCGCCAGCGCGUGCAGAAGCUGGAGACCUACUGGCUAGACGCUCAGGCCCUCUGCAAGACCAUCGACCAGCGGCUCCGGGAGGCCCAGAGCCAGCAUGAGGCCCUGCAGCUGAAAUACGACCAGACGAGCGCACUGCUCCAGGAGCACCAGCAGAGAGAGGCUGAGAUAGCGAAGAGAGAGGAGGAUCUGAAGAGACAGUUAGAGGAGAAAGAGAGGGAUUACAAGCGAAGUCUGAGCAAACUGCAGGAACGGAUUGCAAUUCUGGAGGGACGAGCUGGUUCAGACCAACCUGAGGACACAUGCAGUCCAGAAGGAGGAAGCUGGCGAAGUAGCCCCACCUCUGGAUCCGGGUCUUCAGACAGAAUCGGACAGGACCCAGACGACCUCCUCUCCAAAGCAGACCUGGGUGAGGCGGUACCACUGACGGACCGUCUCGACUGCAGUGCCUACAGAGCCAAAGCCAAGCUGACCCACGGAGUCCAGCGGAAGAGACCAUCCCGGAACAAACUCCGCGAGUCAGCUAAGAGCACACAGUCCUCCGUUCAGACACAGGCACAAGAAAGUAUGAGUGAUAACAGUACUGAUGCUAACCGAAGACGGUCCUACCUGGAGAGCCUCUCCAUACCCGUGCCUAUCCGGCAGUCAGGCAGUGAGCACAAGCGUGAGUGUGAAGGCGAGCAGAGGCCCGGGGGAGGAAGAGAGAGCGACCUAUCGAGCUCUCCCUCCCUUCGAGGUCACACGCCUCGGGGAGGCGGCAGCACCAGGUCUAGCCUGUCUCCUCCUAAAGACUCCUCUACUCCUCCGUCUCCCUCCAUCCAUUCCUCCGCCGGGCUGCUCCACCACUUCCGCAACAAGAGGUACAAGAAGAAGGAGAGUAGCCAGAGCAGGAAGAACAAAGAUGAGGAGAGUGACAGCUCGUCAACAAGAAGGUCCAAGAGAAGGUUUCCAGAUUUUGGGGGUCUUCGCCGGUCGGGUGGAAAGGGACAGAAGCAGGAGAAGGACACACCGCGGAGCUCGGUCGGGAGCAGGGGUUCUGCAGAACUAGUGGGAGAGUUUGGGGGGAACGUCUCGCCCUCCGACUCUGCGAGCUCCGUCCCCUCCUGCAUGCCGUUUUCCUGGUUCGGAGACAGGGAGAGAGGAAGAGAGAAGGAGCCGUCGUUGUCCAGCUGUAGCCUGCCCCAGACCCCAAUGGAGGAGCGUGCAGAGGAUGGGCAAGAAGAAAGGACCAAGAAGCAGACCAAGCUGCCCUGGUCCACUGGCCUCUCACGCUCCUUAGACUGGAGCUUAUCUGCAGUGUAUGAGUCGUGCGGCAGAAGGCCUGGUUCGGCCGUGGCGGGCAUGUGGAGGGACCCUCGUCCUGGAGGUCGCUCUCAGGGCCACACCUGCUCCUCCUGGGAGACACUUGAUGAGCCUGCUCCCGUCGUGAAGACGCACUUUUGGCAAAACCGUCCCCUUUCAGAGUGGACCAAUCAACAGGUGUGUCACUGGUUAAUGGGCAUGAACAUGGACCAAUACAUAGUAGGAUUCAAAGCUAAGGGUGUGGACGGCAAGCACCUCAUGGAUUUGGACAGUAGUAAGCUCAAGGAUCUGGGUGUGACGAGUCACAGAGACCGUUCCACCAUUAAGAGAAAACUGCGAGACAUGAAGAAGGAACAGGGGAAAGCAGAGAAGCACCGAGCAAAGAGGGAGCGGGAGGGCCCGCGGAUCGGCGGGAAGCCAGCCAAACUCGAGUCCACGUGCUGAUGUAGCCAUGGCAACAGACUUUUCGGUACCCUGCAACCUAGCUAGCCAGGGGCCAGGCCUACACACAUGCAGUGAUGUGAAAAACCACGCAGCCUGUUCCCACGGGAUACAGUUUACUGUCAUUACUGUGGCUGAACGGGCUACAGGUUGCUGGAUCGGGUGGGAACAACAAACACUCAGUUGGACUUGAUGAAGAGCUAACCAACUGUGGAAGUGCAGAUGGAGUUUGUGUGUCUCAUACUCUCUCUCAUUCAGGCUGAUGUAAAGGUCUAGUUUGUCCUUCUAGUAUUGUUCAUAGUUUUACACUAUAGGAUAUUUAAUUGGCAUCCUCUGAACGCAACAUUUAAGGAUGACUUGGUUACACUGCUGUAACAAUUAUGUGCUACAUUCAGGAAAAAAAAAAAGUUUUCGUUUCGUUGAGAUGUUUAUACUGUCCAUGCAGACCUUACUGUUUUGAUUGACCUGACAGCUGGUAAAUUUGAUUAGGCGAUCGAGUGAGUUACCAGUUGUGCACACCAGAGGGCAGCAUUGUGAAUGAAGUUGGCAAAAGCUCGCUUCUUUCAUCGUUCUUCCUCACCAGAACUGAUGCGUAGGAGGUCUUUCGAUGUAGGAUAUGUGAUCCAUGGUCUGAUUUUUGUGACCCUAACUGCCAUAAAUAUGGAUGCCAUCUGAUCAGAGAACAGCAGUCCUACUUUGGAGGCAUUUAACCAACACUAAUCCAGUCUUAAAGCCACUCUACACUAUGACCCCUAAUAAGCAUAUCUCACUUGAACUCUCCACUGAAUGUCAGCAUUAUGAAGCGCACACAAGCACAGAGAGAUUAAGUAUGCACUUUUAAGUGUGCCCUUCAUCCCCCCCCCACCCCAAUAUAUACUUCCUUUUUUAAAGAACUUUUUAAAAAAUUUGCAUAUUUUUAUUGCCGGCUGUACAUUGUUUUAAUAAAGGAGUAUUGUAACUGUGAUAGGAAGAAGGGGAGCUUUGUUUUAUGUGACAUGGUAAUAAAUUUACAUGUGUAAUAAAUACAAGUAUUUUCCUUUUUUUCUCCAUUGCUUAAUUAGAGAUCAUAUGCUACUUUGAUAUUUCAGACUGAUUUCUGUUAAAGGGAAUUGGGACAGGAUGGGACAAAAUCCUGAAGGAGAAGUUCAUGCUCCAAGUCUAAUCCAAUUCAGACUGGUGCCAAACUGAUGCUCCAAGUCCCCAAACAUCAAUACAAUCGAGUCCUUUUCAGAGUGGCGGUCCAGCACGACUAUACAUGCAGAACUGUUGUGCUUAGUUUAUAAAACAUAGUAAUUUUAUACAGAACUUGUUUUAUCUGAUAACGAUCGUUGACACUUGUUGUUUUUAGAAGAUGUGGCCAUAGCAAAUGGCUGAUGUUUGCAUGAAUUAAAACAUAUUUGACAUUAAUCUGUAAUAAAUAUGAAUAAAAUGUCAAAUUAAA